AUGGGGUUAGAGUCAGUUGACGUCAGCAACAACCAGUUGGAGGGAAAACUUCCGAAAUCAUUGAUCAACUGCACCUUUUUGGAGCUUUUGAAUGUGGAAAGCAACAAAAUCAAGGACACGUUUCCAUCUUGGUUGAGUUCUCUGCCGUCAUUGCAUGUCAUGAUCCUACGAUCAAAUGAAUUCUACGGGCCCGUGUAUCGUCCCCAUGUCUACAUUGGCUUUCAAAGCUUAAAAGUCAUUGAUAUAUCGCAUAACCACUUCACUGGAACUUUGCCAGCUUUCUACUUUUCCAACUGGCGUGAAAUGACAGAAUUAACAGAAGAAGCUGGUGGGUACAUGGCAGAUAUUUAUUUAAACCGUAUGUCGAUGGAAAUGGUGAAUAAAGGAGUCGACACGAAAUUUGAGGGGAUCCAAAAUGACUUGAGAGCGAUUGACUUUUCCAGAAACAAGUUUCAUGGAAUGAUCCCUGAUUCCAUUGGAUUGUUGAAUAAACUACGUCUUCUCAACUUGUCAGGUAACGCAUUCACAAGCAAUAUACCUCAAUCUUUGGCAAAUCUGACAGGUCUAGAAUCGUUAGACCUUUCCCGGAAUCAGCUGUCUGGUCAGAUUCCUCAAGAUCUUGGCAGCCUCUCCUUUUUGGCAGUCAUGAACUUCUCACAUAACAAUCUCGAAGGUCCAAUCCCACGAGGCGGGCAGGUUCGAGUGCAGCCUUGUUCAGUGUUCAUGGACAACCCCAGACUCUACGGCCUCGAAGAUAUAUGUGGAGAAACUCAUCAUAUCUUAAAUCCUACACCACAAGAAUCAGAGGAUUUGUCGGAGCCAAAAGAACAAGUGAUUAGUUGGAUAGCAGCAGCGGUAGCUUAUGUACCUGACAAAAUCACGGAGGAGAUUAAAGAGAUCUUCACCUCAGGAGUGGUGCCAAGAUCCAUCAAUAGCACCCACAUCAGGCUUAUCCCCAAAGUCCCCAGCCCCAAGACAGUUGCGGAGUAUCGCCCCAUAGCCCUCUGCAACGUCUUCUAUAAAAUCAUCUCCAAGAUCUUGACGAGCCGACUCCAGCCAAUCCUCCCAUCUAUCAUUUCGGAAACACAAACAGCGUAUGUCAAAGGAAGAGCUAUCUCUGAUAACGUCUUAAUCACACACGAAGUCUUACAUUACCUUAAGGGAUCGAGAGCUACAAAGCAUUGCUCCAUGGCAGUUAAAACCGACAUGAGCAAAGCCUAUGAUAGGCUGGAGUGGAGCUUCAUCGUUGCAGUCCUAGAAAGACUAGGUUUUCACGCCAAAUGGAUAAAUAUGAUACUCCAAUGCAUCUCAACCGUCUCAUUCUCCUUCCUAGUCAAUGGCGCAGCUCAAGGUUCAGUCCAACCCCAACGCGGAAUCAGACAAGGCGAUCCACUCUCUCCCUACAUCUUUAUCAUUUGUGGAGAAGUCCUCUCUGGACUAUGUAGAAACGCACAAGAUAAUGGCAAACUCUUAGGCAUCCAAGUAUCUCGAGGAAGCCCACGCCUAAACCACCUCCUCUUUGCCGACGAUACUAUGUUUUUCUGCAAAACAAACCAGCAAAGUUGUGAAUCCUUGACCUUGAUACUACAGAAGUACGAAAAAGCCUCUGGACAAAUGAUAAAUGCUCACAAAUCCUCUAUAUCUUUCUCCAGUAAAACACCAGGAGAUAUACGAGAGAGAGUAAAGAAGACACUAGGCAUUGAGAAGGAAGGAGGACAAGGGAAGUACCUAGGCUUACCCGAAAGCUUUGGAAGGAAAAAGAAAGAUCUCUUUUCCUUGAUUGUCGACCGUAUUCACCAACGAUCAGUCAAAUACUCAUCUCGCUUCCUCUCAAGCGCUGGAAAGCUCACAAUGCUCAAGUCGGUACUAUCGGCCAUGCCCACUUACUCCAUGUCCUGCUUCAAAUUACCUGCUGGAUUAUGCAAAAGAAUACAAUCUGCAUUGACUCGAUUCUGGUGGGAUACAAAAAUAGGAGAAAGGAAAAUGUGUUGGCUCUCUUGGGAUAAACUUACAAGAUCAAAAAGAGAUGGAGGCUUGGGCUUCCGCGACAUCCAGAGCUACAAUGAUGCCUUCCUCGCUAAGUUGAGCUGGCGAAUCCUUACCAACCCCGAAUGCCUCCUCGCACGAGUCCUCCAAGGGAAAUAUUGCAAAGAUCACCAUUUUCUACAAGCCCCUUUGCCUAGUUCAACCUCACAUGGAUGGAGAGGAAUAAUUAUAGGCAGAGAUCUCCAUUUGAAGAAGCUGGGGAAAGCCAUUGGCAAUGGUCUCUCAACGUCACUUUGGAAUGAUCCUUGGUUGUCACUUUCAAACCCGACAUGCCCCUUUGGUCCCCCUUCCUGUCAUCAUAAGGACCUAAUGGUCUCAGACCUAUUGACAACUAAUGGUCAUGAUUGGAAUCAAAGUAAAAUCAAGGAUAUCUUACCUCACCAUAGCUCGGAGAUACUUCAGAUCAAACCAAGCAGGAAAGGAGCUCACGAUUCCUACAUUUGGCUUCCAACCAAGUCUGGUGCCUAUUCAGUCAAAACUGGCUACCACACCUCCCUGGAAAUGAGAGAAGACAGUAUCGGAAGAUCAUCAGAACAGAUCAACUGGAAUGGAGACAUUUGGACAGGCAAAUUCUCCCCAAAGAUGAAGGUCUUCCUCUGGAAAAUAGUCCUAAAAGCUCUACCACUUGGAGAUAACCUUCUCAGUAGAGGUCUCCCGGACAAUGCUUGUUGUGUCCACUGCGGAGACCUAGAAACUGCCGAACACCUCUUUUUCAAUUGCCAUUUUGCCCAACAAGUCUGGUCCCUAACGCCUCUCAAAACACCCAUAAACCCAUCCUUGGUAACCAGCUUCACAACCAGCCUCGUAGCCUCCAAGCAUAUGAUCUGCCUCCCACCUACAGGCCUAAACCGAGGACCGAUAUUCCCUUGGCUCAUCUGGUCUAUAUGGACAGCGAGAAACUACCUAAUCUUCGAGGAGAGAGCAUUCACACCAGAAGAAACCAUACUAAAAGCCCUGUUAGAAGCCAAGGAAUGGCAGUAUGCCCAAAACAACAUCGAUAUCUCCUUGCCUACACCAUGA
Messenger RNA from Microthlaspi erraticum, 3066 nucleotides. NCBI's taxonomy places the organism in Eukaryota, Viridiplantae, Streptophyta, Magnoliopsida, Brassicales, Brassicaceae. The record is from the annotation of a GenBank genome assembly.